GGCGUGUAUUUCCAGCCAGCCUAAGAGGCAACUCCCAAAAUAGCAGUGCAAAUUUGGGAAAGGCUCAGGAAAAUGGCUGAAGUAGAUUCACCUAUAACUCAGCAAGUAACGAGAGAAAACCGGGAGAUCGGAGCCUCUUCAGUCGAUAUUCGCCUUGAAGACGUCGAAGAUUGUUUAAUUUACGACCGGCAUGGAGUCUCUUUUCCGUUCAAGAAAUUAUAUCAAGACAGGAAAUCGGUCAUAAUUUUUGUCCGGAAUUUCUUGUGCUACAGCUGUAAAGAAUAUGUGGAGGAUUUGAGCAAAAUACCCAAAGAAGCACUACAGGAUUCUGGCAUUAGCUUGGUUGUGAUUGGUCAGUCUGCUCAUCAUCAUAUAGAGCCAUUCUGCUCGCUGACGGGGUAUCCUCAUGAAAUAUUUGUGGACCCGGAGAGGUGCAUUUAUCAAAAGCUUGGGAUGAAAAGAGAAGAGAAAUUUACAGACUCAGCCCACCCAAGUCCUCAUGUCAAGUCUGGUGUCUUUAUGGGCCAAAUGAAGAGUAUAUGGAGGGCCAUGACUAGUCCUGCAUUUGACUUCCAGGGUGAUCUGCAUCAGCAAGGUGGAGCCAUCAUUGCAGGACCAGGCUCUCGAGUCCAUUUUUCACAUUUCGACAUGAACCGCCUGGACCACAUGCCCAUUAAUUGGCUCCUGCAGCUCGCCGGAGUUCAACAGACUCUGGACUUCAGUGAUAAGCCAAAGAUCAUCCAUGUGUAGUCAGCUGGCUGCCUGAAAGCGAGCCAGUGUGCCUCCGCUUCGCCCCACAUCACUGUCAUAAUCACACACGCACAAUGUAAACAUGUUGCUUGUUCAGUUAAAUAUCACCAUUGUGCUCUGACAAAUUACACAAAUAAGAGUUUUGGCAUCGUUUUCAGUAGCAGCAGCGUUUGUGUACCAUUGGGUAACAACUUGGCUGCCUUGCCAAAACCUUCGAUAAGUCUAAAAUAUACAGUCUAUGUUAAGUGUGUUAAAGUUCACUCUUGGCAGUAGUUUCAAACCCAGAAAAUCCAACUCAUAGUCUGAUUACUAGCUUUUUCUAGAGCUUUCAACUGCAUAAAGCUCUGGUAAAAAGCUAGCAAGUGGACUGAGCAAACUCAAUCUGCUUAUGAAGACCCUGAGAUGUGGUAAAACAUCCAGGAAAUGCUUGUAAGUGGAUCUUUAGUGAAGAUAAAGUCUUAUGAUUUGAAAGUGCGAGUGAUUGGGUUUGAAUGUUACUUUUUUAAAAUUUUCACCAAGCUUUAUUCUCUACAUUUCCUACCUUUUUCUAUCAAUGACCAUUUUUUCUGUUGCGUAUUUUCACAUUCAAAUAUUUUUGUAGUAUGAUGGCUGUGUGCUUGAUAUUCAUCAACACUUAAUAAGAAUAACAGGUGCACUGAUGUCAGCCUGAUCCCAGUCUUACGUCUAUACCUUGAUUGCUCAUAACCACAGUGUUUAUUAUACUGUAAAUAAAGUGUUAUUGUUAUGUA
Messenger RNA from Thunnus maccoyii (southern bluefin tuna), 1499 nucleotides. It is a transcript of the gene prxl2c, whose product is annotated as peroxiredoxin like 2C. The transcript has 6 exons. Bases 73 to 750 code for a protein of 225 amino acids. The record is from RefSeq and is a predicted model, not a curated record. NCBI's taxonomy places the organism in Eukaryota, Metazoa, Chordata, Actinopteri, Scombriformes, Scombridae.